Molecule: messenger RNA, 7132 nt
Organism: Porites lobata
Lineage: Eukaryota; Metazoa; Cnidaria; Anthozoa; Scleractinia; Poritidae
Source: the annotation of a GenBank genome assembly
AUGGCGGAGUUCCACGUGUAUUUCCUGUCUCUCCUAGUUUUAUCUUGCUGUUUGCAGAUUUUAGCGGGGUAUGGAAUACGUUGUCUUCAGUUUUGGUAUGUAUUUUCUUGGCCUAUCAUGUGUGAUGUUUUGGUUCUACUUUUGUUUCUGCAGGAGAGAUUUUUACACGAUUCUAGGCGUCCCUCGAGACGCCAACAAAAACCAAAUCAAGCGAGCUUACAGAAAAUUGGCGAUGAAGUGGCACCCAGAUAAAAAUAAGGAUGACCCUCAAGCGCAGGAGAGAUUUCAGGAUUUAAGUGCUGCAUAUGAGGUUUGUUAUCAAAAUAUGUAUUUCACCAGUGUUAAUCUAAUCCUUCAGACUUCCAGAAAUUCAAUCCGCAAUGGAAGCCAUGCAGUGAAUUAUUCAAGCAGUCUUCUAUAUGACUGCACGUUUUUUAACGGAAAAUCCGAGAUGCACAGAAUAUAGAUCCUGUUUCGCAAGAUAUUAUGCCUUCAAGCUGGAUCGGUGCAAAAGUAUUUUAACUUUAAAAACAGGGCUAAAUGAAAAUGUUUAUGUGCUCGAUACAGGUGGUUGUCAGCUUGAAACUUGAACUUUUAUUUUUAUGUACAAGAAAACUUCAAGGUAAACCAUUGAAUAUUUCAAACGACAGCUUGCUUUCACAGCUUUCAUAUUUUUAAUGGCAGAACGAACUGAUUUUUCAUUUAUCUUGCUGACGUUCUUAAUUCAAACCGAUGAGUUAUUUUUUCUUUCGCACAAUCCAUUUGUCAACAGACGUCGUAUUUAAACUGAAGGUUUUUUUCCACACAAUGCUUGCACAGUAUAUGUUGCACUGUAUCCAAUGAAAUAAACUUACUCAAUGUUUCAGUAUUAUUUAUCGCGAAGAAAAUUCAGGCUUUUAUGUAUCAGUUUCGAUUUUUAGCAUCAUAAAAUUCUCAGAGAAGUGAGUCAAAUUAUGUCUAUUAUGCAAAUCGCUCAAGGUGUCGGUCUGUCAUUGGCCCACCUUGUUGCAAUGUGGCCUGUACGUGUAAACAAGAUGUCACACACGCAAAGUCUUUCAGUUGGUUUCAUGGAAAAGAUACAACAUGGCUUUUAGUUUCCUGGCACUUAGGAAAUUUUAAGAACUGUUUUGAAUACUUGUUGACUGAAUGAGUGACAGUGAGUUACUACUGUUCAGCCUUUUUGAUUCUCAUGGAAGAACAAAAAAAUGAUGAUACUGCAAAUGCCCCAAGCAAGCAAGCAUGUAUAGAAAUAUAAGUUCCAUUUUUGUUUGUGGUUCUUUUGAGUAAGGAGGUUAUUAACUGUGUGCAAAGGGAACCAAAAGUGGACAAAAGGUCUUUAUAAAGAAUCAUUAAAGAAUGAAGUCUCCUACAUAACUAUUCUUUGUGUUUAUUGCUGCAAAGUGCUUCUCCCCACCCAAAUUGUUUUGGGCUUGUAAUUUUGAGUAACAAAUGAAAAUUAGAUAUAAGCUAGCUAGUCAGAGCGUGUGCGCAGCAUUUUCCACUUACUCUACCGUCUAUGUAACAAUAAAAUUAUUAGAAAGCAAAAUCAAUAUACUUUUUUUGGCAGAUAGGAAAUUUGGUAUACCAAAGUUCCAAGUUAAUUAUAACCUGACAAAGCCAACAGGUUGUAAACAAAAAUACCAGAAUUUAACCUAAUGAACGGGCAGUUUUUGAUUGUUUUCUAGGCAUACAUUAUUGUAUCUUAACAUAAAAACCUCAGCUUUUCUCCACUUGAUGUAUUGUAUUGAAAUCCAUUCUCAGUUAUAAACUGGAAUUUUCCUUGUCUUCCAUCAAUACUUAGGGUCUAAGAAAUGGAGAAAAUUUUGAAACAAACUAAUUUGAAUUCUUAUUUAACUGAGAACAGAAUUUACCUUCUACAAACAUAUCAGCUAAUUAGAAUACUGGAUUUACAGUAAGAGUAUUUAUUAUAGAAUUAUGUCAAAAUGAAAAUUUUAUUAUUGGACUCAACUGAACUGAAUGCGUGUCAUAUUGUACCUGAAGGUGUUAACUGAUGAUGAGAGGAGAAAGGUGUAUGAUAAUCAUGGAGAGGAAGGACUUAAAAAUAUGCAGAGUGGUGGAGGAGAUCCUUUUGACCCAUUCUCAAGGUAUUGUAGUGUCAAGUUCUAUGACCAGGGUUUUCAUUAAGAUUUCUAAUAGCAGGAGAGAGGUGUAAUGUUACAGGAGAAUAUUUGAAAGAGGCCCACAUCUUAAUAAAAAAUAGUCAUAAGCUAUUAAAAUGAAUUCUCUGGCUAACAUUUAAUGUUAGCCAGAGAAUUCAGCAUAGUAAACGGAGAAUUCUCUAAUCUCUGAUGCCUAAUGAAUACCCUGUAUGACAUACAAGAUAUAUUGUGGAUGUUGAUGCAGAGUCGAGGAAUGAUGGGGACUGACUGAAUCUUGGUCUUGUGGACUGCAAUAUUACCAAUGGCGUUAUGCAAAUUAAAAGAUUAAAAAAUUACCGGGUUUGCAAAUUUUAUUGAUGAGUGGAGUCAGUGUGACUUCUGCUUCACAAAUUUUGGAGUCAUUUUGGAAUAUUUGGAGUCAAGUAUCACAACGAACAAAGCCAUUUUUUCAGACUUCCCAGCACGUGGUCCUGGCAUGUAUACACUAUGGAGAGGGAUACUCAUGAUGGGAGUGGCUCCCUGUUUGUUACCGAAAAUUUCUGGGGUCGACAUGACUCCCUCUGUAACCUCAGUGGAGUCAUCUGAACAAUUUUGGCGUAAAAUACGCCAAAUUUGGCGUAUUUGCAAACCCAGAAUUAAUUCAAGAAACAAUACGAGCUCUCAGACACAAUAAACAUUUUUGGAACAAUUUUGCAAUGCAAGGCCAAGGAAUUGCUCACAGGUCUAUUUAUUCAUGUCAGUUAUAUCAUACUAUUUUUCAUUUGGCACUCAUAGUUUCUUUGGAGGGUUUGGCUUUCAUUUCGAUGGCGCGCAACAUUCUCAUGAAAGGGAAAUUCCCCGUGGAAGCGACAUUGUAAUGGAUCUGGAGGUCACGCUAGAAGAGCUUUAUAAUGGCAACUUUAUAGAGGUGAUUUCUUUAGUCAAUAGAAGAGAAUUAUACCAUAAAUAUCCUUAAUUUAAUGCAUUUGACAUCGAACAAAUGGAAUGCUAAUCUAGGGGCAUUUUUUGGGAUGCCUGUGUUUCACUGUGAGUCGAGAAAAUUCAUGUGUUUCUAGAAAGUUAUCUGGCCUCUUUGUUUUAGAGUUGUCCCUUCUUUACAGAUAACAACUAUCUUAUUUUGCUUUGUUUCUUUCAAAAUUCUCUCAUUUACCAUGUUUUUCUGCCAAAAAUGGCUUUCCUCUCUUGUUUCCUUGCUCUGCCCUCCCUUGUAAGCCCUUUGUAUUCUACUGCACCUAAUUUUCCCCUUACCCUCCCUUUUGAGUGUCUGCCACACAGGCUGUCAUUUCUCAAGAGUUUCUACUGUUUUUGUGGGAGCAGCAUAACACUUCUAACAACAUCUGAUAGGUAAUGCCCUUGCAAACACACUUUUUAAUCAGCUGAUUGCUCCUUGUUGAAUCAAAAAGUGCAUAAUGCCAUCCACCAGAUAAAUCUCUAUUCAGUGGAUAGCGCAAUUGGUUCCCCUAAUACUUAUCGGCUGGGUAGUGAUUUGUCGCGUGGAUAGCACUAUCCAACAUUUGAUCAACUGGGGCCUGAUUGCUCCUAUUUGAAUCAAUAUAUUGUUAUUUAAAUUUUUUCCCAUGCCACCCAGGUAUUGCGAUUUAAACCAGUUAAACAGACAAUUCCCGGAACAAGGAAGUGCAACUGUCGGCAAGAGAUGAGAACAACGCAGCUAGGGCCAGGGAGGUUCCAAAUGUCUCCAGUUGAUAUCUGUGAUGAGUGUCCUGCCGUCACUAUGGUUACAAAAGAGAAACUCUUAGAGGUUGAGGUAGAACCUGGUAUGCGUGAUGGCCAGGAGUAUCCAUUCAUUGCAGAGGGUGAGAAGAUGAUAUUGUUAAGUUACUCUUUAAACCUUUAAAUUUCAAGAGUGAACAACAGCAGUUCUUUUCUUAACGAUAUUAGAAAAUGUUAUGAGAAUAGAGAAGAUGAUCACCAAACGGAAAAUGUUUUGAUCUUUUGUCUCAAAUUCUCUCAGCUAAUUCCUAGAGGAAUUGUAUGGAGGUCAGUCAAGAGAAUUGUUAAGUGGAUAUUGGGGCUUCGAGCCAUAAAAUAAAGUUUUUAAUUAGGAGAAUUUGAAAUUCAAAACAUUGUCUGCAUUAAGCAUCCACAAAAUUCAAACAUUUUCAAAUUCCUGUUUAAUUGUGAAGUAUUAAGAACUGAUGUUCAAUAUCUCUGUUAUUUUGCAGGUGAGCCUCACAUUGAUGGUGAACCUGGUGAUUUGAAAUUCAUUAUCAGAGAACUAAGGUAUCAAUUGCACGCAGUUUUUUUUUAUUGUUUAAUUUGUAGUGCAUAAUUAUAGAUUUUUCUUGCUGCAUAAUGUAGCCUCCUGGAAACCUUGGCUCAAUUUAGGUUUCUGGGAAACUCCCCACCUACCCCUCCCCUAAGUCAUCACUAUUUUGCCCUAAGUGAGAAGUAUCUGUUGAUGUUAGCCUAGGGGAGGGGUAGGUGGGCAUUUUCCCUAAAACCUAAAUUGAUCCGAAACCUUUUUAUUGUAGCACUAGCCCACAAGUAAGAACCUACAUUUUUGUGCCAUUUGGGAAAUUUGCUUCAACCAAUCAGAAGCACUACCAAGAUCUGGUAGGAAACACUUCAUCAGUAUGGAGUUUCUGCGCUUGUUUCUGAGACGUCAUUUUGCAGGGAAACCAGUGGUGGUGUCAGAAAAUGUCCGCUACAGGGUGGCACUGUAUCAGUUUUGUUUGGAAUGUUUCUUAUUUUUUAAUACUGCUUCAGGCUUGUUGUUGUUGUUGUAGAAAUUAGUGUUAUCUUUUGUCAUUUUGUGGUGUAGACAUUGUUCAAUGUCUUUUCAAUCUAGUGGUACAGUGCAUUUCAUCUGGUGAUAAUCGAAUCAUCAGCAAAACCAAGAAACUACAUAUUUGUUGAAGUGAUCAUCAAAAAUUUAUUAUAGUUAUGUAGAACCCAUCCCCUGUCAGAACUGCCCAAGUAAGAAUGCUUAAACACACUGUUUGUUUGCCUCAACAGACAUGAUAGUUUUAAAAGAAAAGGGGAUGAUUUAUAUACAAAUGUGACCAUAACUUUACUUGAUGCUUUAAAUGGAUUUGAGAUGGACAUACCUCAUUUGGAUGGACACAAGGUAAAACUGCUUAUAAUACAGCUACUUCAAUAAAAGCUGUCAGAAUGCUUAGGUUACCAGACUGCAUUUGCCUUUUUGAAGCAAGAAGAGAACUGAACAGAAAUGCGUCCCGUUAUUGCUCCUGGAAUUGUUGCUGGAGAUGUGCUUGUCAGCCAUUGGCUAAUACCUGGUAAAAGACCCAGAAGUCCUUGUGAAAGUUAACUUGCUCCAGUUUCUUUCUUGUUUCUUAAGUGGCGAAUAGCAAUAAAAUUACUGUACUGUGUAUCAUCAGUUUUAAAAUUUGAGGCAAAGCAGCUGAGAGUUUCUAAACCUGAUAAUACACGACUGCGAGUUUUUAGAACGGCUUGAAAAUCUCUGGUAUAGAUCGACUCAUUCUUGCACUAAUACAAAAUUUUUAUGGGUUUGGGGUUAUUUUGGUCUUAAAAAUUGGAUGUUAAGUUUGGCUGUGUCCUUAUCACAUAUAAAGACCCUCAUUAAAUAUAAAUUUCUUUUAUUUUUUCUUUCUGAAUUAUUAAUGAGAUUCUGAAGUAUUGGGUAACUUCUUUGAAAACUUUACCAAACACAGCUUUAAAGCAAAGUAUUAUUCUUCUGUCAUGAAAUCACAAAAUGUUUAAUGUUUGGUAUGUUUCAAACCAUCCUAUGGCACUAAACAACCAAGAAGGAGGUUUGAUUUCAAAAUUGAAAAUGAUCUCCCGCUACCCACAUAUCCUCUUAGUCUUGUUGGUUGGGCUUGAGGCCUUGAAAUCUUGUCGCUAAUACAGGGUUGUCACUAAGAUUUUAAGUUGCCAGGUGAAUACAAGAAGUAGGCAGGGAAUCAAACACCUAGGGGCUUCUUUUGGUUCUACUUUUCUUCUAUUUUCCUUUGAAAGUAGCUGGGGGCCACAUAAUAGAAGCCGGAGAAAAUCCCCGGCCCACACCUCUUAAUGACAGCCCUGUAAUAAUACAACCACUAUAACCUUUGCCAUGAUUAUGAUUGAAGCUUGAGUUAAAAUAGUGUAGCGGAUAGGCCAGUUGCCUACAUGUACCAACGAAAUCCCACUGGCGAUGCCAUAUGUGGGUUGAGAAUAUAGUUGGUUCUUGCAUUUAAAUAGCCCCCAGGAGAUUUUUCCUUGGGUUCUCCAGUUUCCCCUACCCUCGAAAACCAACAUUUUCAAAUUCCAAUUUGAUGCAUAAAUAUUAUGGUCAACAAAGAACCACUACAAAAGUCAUUUAUGCAGUACCACUAAAUGAUUAUUUUUGUUAUUUAUUAUUGUUAUUAUUAUUUCAUUUCCUGUCAGGUACACUUAGUGCGAGAAAAAAUAACUUGGCCAGGAGCUCGUAUUAAAAAGAAAGAUGAAGGAAUGCCAAACUAUGAUAACAACAACGCUAAGGGUGAUCUUUAUAUUACAUUUGAUGUUGAAUUUCCAAGAGGAGGCCUCGAAGACAGUGAGAAAGAAGGUAUGUCCCACCAUAUUUUUUGGGUUACUAUGUCAGGAUGGUCUGCAUUUACAUUUAUUACUAAACAUAAAUUAAAAACAUGAGAAGGAAAACUAUAGACUAAACAGAGUGAGUGUUAAACACUGUUCACUAGACUCAUUACUGGUAUUUUUCAUAUCCAAUGUAUUUUUAUAGUUAGUAAAACAGUUAAUAAAAAAAUUGUUUUCUUCCUAAGAAACUACAGCGGAACAAAGUUUAAGAAAUGUCAAGGUAAUUGCAAGAAAUAAGUUGGCCAAAGUUUUUCAUCGUCCAAAACUAAAGUAGCACAGCUCAGCUUUUCACUACCAAGUAAAGAGAGAGAAUUAUACUAAAUAAAAGAAAAUACAGUAAUUAUUGAAGUUGAAUUGUUAAAUUAAGUCAUUAAUGUUGUUGUUAUCUGCAUUUUGUUUCAGCUCUCAAGACUAUUUUGAAGCAACAAUCUCAACAGAAGGCAUAUAAUGGACUUUAG